This is a messenger RNA of Rhagoletis pomonella (apple maggot), 3974 nucleotides long. RefSeq names its product hemicentin-2-like. Gene Ontology annotation, molecular function: cell adhesion molecule binding. The transcript is spliced from 7 exons. The record is from RefSeq and is a predicted model, not a curated record. Lineage: Eukaryota; Metazoa; Arthropoda; Insecta; Diptera; Tephritidae. Gene Ontology annotation, cellular component: cell-cell junction. Gene Ontology annotation, biological process: cell-cell adhesion. Bases 421 to 3918 code for a protein of 1165 amino acids.
AAAUAUUUUUGUGUACAAACUAAUCAAGCUGUCACCAAAAAAAACCCACAAACUCUGCAGAAAGCAGCGCCAAAAGGCCUACAUCAUAUCAAUGACCGCGAUCUCAAAGCCAGCUGGCCAACCACAGCGUGUGGAGCAUAAACGAAAGCGAUAAUCACAAAAGAAAAGGUAAAUUGCAAAAGACCCCGGCUAGGCCAUAAACAACUUGCCACCCAAGAAACGGCAGAACGUGCACGACAAAAAAAAAAAAAAACUAAAACAAAAAUAGUAAAAACAAAAACCACCAAGAAAUAGCAGUGAAAACAGUUGCCAGCAGCUUUGAACAAAUCGCCAGCGGUAGCAAUAAUUUUCGGCAAAUAAGGACACAUACGACACAACGCAUAGCAUUGCAUAGAAAUUAACCGCAGAGGAGGAGCCAAAAUGUCGACAACGUGGUGCAGCGGAUGUGCCACCAGCCGAGUAGCCAUAAAACUGCUCAUUAUCGCACUCUGCUAUCUGGCACACAUUACGCACGCCGAUGAAUCACUCGAUACACGUGAAGGUGUUGAUUUGGUGUUGAAAUGUCGCUUCACCGAACACUACGAUUCGAAGGAUUUCAGCUUUUACUGGGCCCGCUGGAAUUGCUGUCCGACGCAAUUCGAGAAUGUGGCCAUCGGCGACGUGCAGCUAAAUAUGAAUUACAGAAUAGAUUUUCGUCCUGGUCGUGGGAUUUAUGACUUGCAAAUAAAAAACACCUCAUACAAUCGCGAUAAUGGCCGUUUCGAGUGUCGGAUCAAGGCCAAAGGCACAGGUGCCGAUGUGCAUCAGGAAUUUUACAAUUUGACAGUUUUGACACCGCCACAUCCGCCGAUGAUAACACCCGGCAACAUAGCCAUCGCCACCGAGGAUAAGCCAUUGGAGUUGACAUGCAGCAGCGUGGGUGGCUCACCGGAUCCGAUGAUAACUUGGUAUCGCGAGGGCAGCACUGUGCCAUUACAAUCGUACAUACUGAAAGGCGGCUCCAAGAAUCAUUACACCAAUGCCACAUUGCAAAUACUGCCAAGACGCGCUGACGAUGGCGCCAAAUAUAAAUGCGUCGUUUGGAAUCGUGCCAUGACCGAGGGUCAUACGCUGGAGACAACUGUCACGCUGAAUGUGAACUUUUACCCACGCGUCGAAAUCGGACCGCAAAACCCGCUCCGCGUCGAACGUGAUCAAAUUGCCAAGCUGGAGUGUAAUGUCGACGCUAAGCCAAAAGUCUCCAACAUACGUUGGUCUCGCAAUGGACAAUAUGUCAGUGCCACGCCCACACACACCAUCUUCCGCGUGGGGCGACAUCACGCGGGCAAAUAUACCUGCACUGCCGACAAUGGACUCGGAAAGUCUGGCGAAAAAGAUAUAGUGCUCGACGUACUCUUUCCACCCAUCGUUGUCAUCGAGUCAAAAACUCACGAAGCCGAAGAAGGUGAAACCGUGUUGGUACGCUGUAAUGUUACCUCCAACCCACCGCCUAUUACCAUCGAAUGGCUGAAGGAAGGCGCGCCAGACUUUCGCUUCACCGGUGAGCUGCUGACGCUGGUAUCAGUGCGUGCCGAACACGCUGGCAACUACAUUUGCCGCGCCGUUAAUAUCAUGCUUCCGUACACCUCGAAGCGCGUGGAGGGCGUUGGCAACUCGACGGUGGCGCUGUUGGUGCGGCAUCGACCCGGACAAGCCUACAUAACGCCAAAUAAGCCGAUCGUUCAUGUCGGAAAUGGUGUAACGCUCAGCUGUUCAGCCAGUCCACCGGGUUGGCCCGUACCGCAGUACCGUUGGUUUCGCGAUGUGGAUGGUGAGUUUAGCAACACACAAAAGAUACUGGCGCAAGGGCCGCAGUAUUCCAUACCGAAGGCACAUCUCGGUAGCGAGGGCAAGUAUCACUGCCAUGCUGUGAACGAGCUGGGAAUCGGCAAGAUGGCUACCAUCGUUCUCGAAGUACAUCAACCACCACAGUUUCUGGCCAAGCUGCAGCAGCAUAUGACACGGCGCGUUGGCGAUGUGGACUAUGCAGUCACCUGCAGCGCGAAAGGUAAGCCCACGCCAAUUAUACGCUGGAUCAAGGAUGGCACCGAAGUGCUGCCUGGCCGCAAGUUGUACGACAUACGCACCACGCCGACCGAGGGCCAAGGAGGUGUAGUCACAGUGCAGAGCAUACUGAAAUUCCGCGGCAAGGGUCGACCAAAUGGCAAUCAGCUGGUCCCCGCCGAUCGUGGACUCUACACCUGUCUCUAUGAGAACGAAGUGAACUCGGCCAACUCCAGCAUGCAUCUGCGCAUCGAACACGAACCAAUUGUGCUGCAUCAGUACAACAAGGUAGCCUACGACGUGCGCGAAUCGGCCGAAGUUAUCUGCAAAGUGCAGGCCUAUCCAAAGCCAGAGUUCCAAUGGCAAUUCGGCAACAAUCCUUCCCCACUCACAAUGUCCUCAGAUGGGCAUUACGAGAUCGCCACACGCAUGGACAACAACGACAUCUACACCUCGAUACUACGCAUCAACCACAUCUCACACUCAGACUACGGUGACUACACCUGUCGCGCGGUCAAUCCACUCGACACAAUACGUACACAGAUUAGACUGCAACCGAAGGGUGCACCGGAACGACCAGGCGCUUUGAAAGUGAUGGAAGUGUCGCACAAUUAUGCGAUACUCAGCUGGAUACCGGGCUUCAAUGGUGGCAUGCAGAGCACAAAAUACCUUGUCACUUAUCGCCGUGUGGCCACGCCGCGUGAGCAAACCCUCUCCGAUUGCGCCACACACACCUACACCACCUCCAUUGCGAGCAGCCUCAGCAGCAGCAGCGGCAGUGCGAGCAGCAUCAGUUCAGCUGAUUGGUUAGAAUUCGAUUGCUAUCGCGAGAAUCCAUGCAAAGUGACACCGUUGGAUCAAUAUCAAAGCUAUAUGUUCAAAGUGUAUGCGCUCAAUUCGAAAGGCAGUUCAGGUUACUCAAACGAAGCAUUGGCCACCACAAAAGUGAGUAAAAUUCCGCCGCCGCUACACGUCACCUACGAUCCCGAUUCGCAUGUUUUGGGCAUCAAUGUUGCGGCGACAUGUCUGUCAUUAAUUGCGAUUGUCGAAUCGUUGGUGAAUCGCGAAACGCCAAUGGCCACAUGGGAGAUUGUGGAUACGGUGACAUUACUGCCGUCCGGCGCAGAGGCCACAUUCAAAGAAGCCGUAAUUAAUCACAUUCCACAAACGACACACUACAGCGCGUCCGGUCGGACGUUGGGCCAUGCAGAGGACAUAACAUUGGCGCUGGCAGAGACGGCGCAAGGGCCGACGGUGCGCGUGAAAUUGUGUUUGCGCACAAAUCACGACCAUUGCGGACAGUAUGCGAAUGCGGAGAUUGGCAAAUCAUACAUGCCCGACUCGUCAGCGCUAACGACAUCCGCCGUAAUAGCCAUAAUCGUCUCAUCCAUCGCAUUCCUGCUACUCGUCGCACUCUCGGUGGUCUUUUUCCACUGUCGACGUGCUGCGUCCAACAAGAAGGCCAGCACCAACUCAUCCGCCAAAGAAUACGACCUCGACUCGGGUCGUCCGUCUAUUGUGGCGCAAACAAAUCAAGCGCCACCACCCUACUAUCCCACCGGUAGUUUGGAUAGCAGCAAAUCCUUAGACUCACAUGCGAUGGAGUUGACACUCACUGCCGUGCAGGACACCGAAGAACAGCUGCAUCAGCAGCAGCAGCAGCAGCAACAGCAACAACAGCAGAAAUCUGCGGCUUCCGUCUAUGGCUCACAGAAUGGUUAUGGUUAUCAUGUCACAUCAGCUCUUGGAGGCGUCAGCGGCGGUGGUGGUGGCGGCAAUGGCAGCGACGGGGAUAGCUAUCAAGUGACGCCAUUAGCGCACUCCACCAUUGCGGGCCGCAGCGAGUCGGACAUCAUACAGGAUUUAGCUAAUUAAUUAAAUCAAAUAAGGAGAAAAUAACAAAAACCAAAACCAACAACAGCAACAAAGCA